Caenorhabditis auriculariae is the source of this 7262-nucleotide messenger RNA. NCBI's taxonomy places the organism in Eukaryota, Metazoa, Nematoda, Chromadorea, Rhabditida, Rhabditidae. The record is from the annotation of a GenBank genome assembly.
AUGAGCCGAAUUGCGGCGGCGUUGAUCGACCUCAGCGGCACGAUUCACGUCGAAGACGUCGCCAUUUCCGGCGCCGUCGCUGCCUUGGAGAAGUUGAGAACAGCGAUGCCAGUUCGCUUCGUCACGAACACUACGAAGGUGUGCGGGAAACACGAAACAUUUGAAUUUCAUUUAGUCGAAGGAUGAAGAAUAGUUCCCACUUGCACAAGCAUAGUCCAAAAGGACCUUGAAGAUGCCGGAAAAAAGCCCAGGCUUUUUUCUUGACUUUUCAAGAAAAAAAAUAAAGGAGGCGAAAAAAGGAGAUUCAGAACAAAUUUUGACACGUUUUAGGAACCUAAAAGGAGCUCUAGAUUUUGUUUUAAUCGAAAAAUUACUUGUGGAAAACUUGGUUAAAAAACAAAAAAAAUCGCUUUUUUUUGGAUUCUGAUCCUGGAAUGAAGUUUUUAAUUAAGCUCAUCCAACCAGUACAAAAUUUUCAAUUUGCAAAAAAUCCUCGAGGUUUUUAAAGGAGCAUGGAAUAAUCAAACAAAGAUUUCAAGACGGAUAUCCGUUCUUUAGAUUUUUUUGAAGAGACUGUUAAGUUAUCACUUAAGUAAAAUACUUUUUCUGAUUUUGAAUCAAUUUUUCUUCGUAUAACUAAGCUUUUUUUGUCCAGAGGGAUUAUUGAAACGGAAAAUAUUGAACGAAGAUUCAAAAAAACCAUUUUUUUGGCCAAUUUUUUUCAUUAUUAUUUCAAGUCUAUCAAAAUACUAACGUCAAAUUUAUUGAAAAAAAAUUUUUUGCAUAGAAAAUUUCGUUAUUUUUUUGCAGUUUCAAAAAAAUUCUAGUCAUUUUUAAAGGAAUCUCAACGCGUCCUACAAGAGAGGCUUCUGAAAUGCGGGUUCAAAAUCGAAAAAGAAGAGAUUUUCACAAGCCUUCUGGCCGCCAGCCAGUUGGUCCGAUCUAAGAAGCUUCGACCCCUGUUGAUGCUCGAAAAUGAGGCUUUGGAAGAUUUUCGAGGUCAGAUAUGGACGAAAAAUAAAGAUUUUUCUUCAUGUAGGAAUCGAAACGCAGAAUCCGAAUGCCGUGGUGAUUGGCCUGGCGCCGUCUCAUUUCGAAUAUGACCAAAUGAACGAAGCUUUUCGGUUGGUUAUCAACGGUGAGUUCUAGGAAAGGAUAUUGCUGAACAAGUAUUGAAGUAAUAAAUUGGAACAAGAGAAAAAAAUUGGAUAGAGAAAGGAGGGUUUCAACUAAACGUUACUCAGAAACAGUGUGAACAAACUUAUUUUUGAGAAAAUGGGACCUUUCUAUUCAAAACUCCUGACACGAAUAUUUAAAGGAGCAUGGACCAAUUUUGAAAAAGGUCUCAAAUCGAAUAACUGUUUUCCUUGUUCUUCAGGGUCUGCGCCUUUGAAAACUUUUAAAAAAAUUAUGAAAAGACAAUUUCAGUUCAUUUAUUAUUUACCAUAUUAAAAUUAACGUAAAAAUCAAGCUUCUCGGAAUUUUUUUAUUGAUUCAUUCAGAAGACGGCGAAAUCUUAAUCAACAAACUUAAUAAAAUAUAAUUUGAGCUUUUUCUUGAAAUGGUAAACUUUAUCUCUCGUUCUUCAAAGGAAGAAAAAUUUAUGGAACUCGUGGAAAUGUAUAAACCUCUCGUUUUAACACACUAUUUCGCACUUGUUUUUCAAAGGUCUUUUUGAAGUUUGUUCCUUUUUAAAAUGGCAAAUGGCUCAUGAACUGAAAAACUGAAAUUUGAAAUUUUUAAUCAAUAACUCUAAAAAUUUGGAUGAACUCUGUACAAUCCUCGAUUCUUAUUCUGACCUUAUCAUCUUUCAAUACUGGCUCAGAGGCUCGUGAGGGCCUCAAAUGCCUUUUAUUUAUUUAUUUCAGGCUUUUUAUGCCAAUUUUUUUCCCUUCUUUUUUUGUACAUGUUAUUUCUUUCUGCCUGUAAAUAAAUUAAAUAAAUUAAAAUUAAAUUAACCUUAAAGCCCUUUUAAGGUUCCCAUCUAGGGACCACUUUGCCUCCCCCUAUAGGGACCACUUAAGUUUUAGGGCCUCAGGGGUCAGACCAAAUAGCGACCACCUAACUGUUACCCCUAUAGAGCUUUUCCCUAAUCCCUCCAAAGACCACUCUCGCAAUAUACAAUUUCAAGUUUUUUUCUAGGCGCCGAACUGAUCGCCAUUCAUAAAGCGCGUUAUUUCAAGACAAAAGACGGACUUUCCCUAGGACCUGGGGCUUUUGUCACGGGCUUGGAGUUUUCAACCGAUAGAAAAGUAAAGAUAAUAUUUUAUCAAAAGAUUGGUUAUCCACUUUGAAGGCCACCGUUGUCGGAAAGCCGCAGGCCCACUUCUUCUCCGCAGGUCUUGACGCGAUCCGAACGGAUGACGUCACAGAGUCGACUACGGUAAUGAUUGGGGAUGACGUCAAUGAUGACGUCAUCGGCGCGAUCAACGCCGGCAUGCGCGGCAUCCUUGUCAAGACGGGAAAAUAUCGGAAAGGUAAUUUGGAGUUUAAAAAACUAGAAAAAAGUGGAUCUCUCCACUUUCUGCACACCAUUAAUCUUUUUGAGACGAUUUUUUAAAAUUUCACUGAUUUUAUUUAUUUUUUGUGAUAAGAGAAGAAAGUUGAGAUUCUUCAAAUAAAAAAAUAGUAAGCAUUUGAAAAAAAAAGAUCCAUAGAUCUUCAAUUGACUUUUACAGCUACAGUAACCUUUUCGCUUCGAGAGACUAUUUAAAACUGUAAAAUCGAUUUCUUAGGCUCAUCCAUCUAAGGAUAGAUUAGUGUUGUUGUUUUUUACUAGAGUGUGAAAUGUGUUCGCAAAAUGGCGAGACUGGUAUCGGUUAGCAAGUUCCUGCGUCCGACUAAAACCGAUUUGCGCCCAGAGGCCUAGAGCAGUGUUACAUGGAACACACACUUUAUUGGCCGCUACGCGACCGCGCCGCUUUGAGUCAUUUGCGACCACGAGGAAGAAGAAGAGGAUGAUGUUUUCAGUCCUAUGUAGGCAGGAAAUCUAAAAAAAAAUAGAACCACAUGAUCGAUGUGUCGAAACGAAAAGGGUACGAUAUGUAUACCUUACUCAUUUGACCGGGUGCGCCGUAGCGCAACAGGUUGUGUGCCUGUCUACGGUCCACAGGGUCACAAGUUCGAUCCCCGCCGUGACCAAACCAAGGGAUACAAAGAAAUUUGGUAAUGGGAAAAUCACGACUCUUUUGAGCGGUUAAGUAUAGUCUGUGUACCACGACUUGGAAUUUCACCGAACGACAUUCCGCUGUUCCGCUGCGUGCCUUUGCGAACCUUCGUCGCGCUUAUAAUUUUUUUUUUUUAAGGUACUCUACUUUCAUGGGCUCCCACAGAAAUAAAAAUCAUUUGAAAAAGUAACCUAGAUUCGAAAGACGCUUCGCGAACGCACGCAGCGGAACAGCGGAAUGUCGUUCCGUGAAAUUUCAAGUUGUGACACACAGGCUAUAAUUGAAAGGGCAAGAAAAAAAAGUCUGAUCCAAAUGUUAAAAUUUUUCAGGCGAUGAAGAAAAAAUAGACGUUCAACAUAGAAACGUGGCUGAAAGCUUUGUCGAAGCUGUGGAUCUGAUUUUGGCCGGCAAAGUUUUGUGAGAAAUUUCAAUUCAGAUUGUAUCAAUUUUAGUCAUUCAUUAGGAUUUUCAAAGUUCUACCGUAUAGAAAAAUAAAGAUUAAAAAAAGGAGAAAAAAAUAUAUAAGCUCGAAAGAUGAUUGUUAUAAUAUAUCCAGGACUCUUUUUGGACCAUAAUUUGGGACAAGAUCAAGAUGAAAAGAUGUUUUUUCAACUUCCCCGCAAGGUCGUUAAGAUCAGAUGUUUCGAUAUAAUUCAUAAUAAUGUGGGUAUAAAAUCUCAGAAAUCGAGCCUUUUCCCCUUUUUUGCGACCAUUCGUCUGAAAAUUUUCCAAAAUGGUCAAUUUUCAAAAAAGAGCUAUCCCCGCUAUGUUAUCCAGCUGCAAGUCGAGAAGGUCAAAUUCCUGGCUAUAUUUUUAUUUUUUUCUUUUGAUUACCGUUUUUUUGGUCACUUUUUGGAAGGUGAGGCAAAGAGUUAUGAGAAUGAAGCAAGGUGGAAUUCAGGUAUGGCAAAAUAAUCGAAUUUCGGGGAUGAGGGGAAGUACAGUAAGUUUUUUUUCUCAUUAGGGCGCACUUUGAAGACAGCGCCAAUUUUUUAAAAAUAUUGGAGAGAAAGGGAACAUUUUUGAUUCCAAAUACUCCGGAACAGAAUAGUUCGUCGAAUGACCUAAAAAAUUGUCUCUAAGAAGAAGUCUCAAAAAAUUUUUCUUCUUUUUUUUUGGAGUAUACAAGAAGCUCAACUCCCAGGAAACGGUGCGGAGCGCGAGCGAAAAAGUGGGCGUGGCUGAGGUAUCAAGCGCAAUUCUCUUUAAAGAGCGAUAAAAUUGAAGUGAAGGUCCUUUUUUUUCGAAAAUAUUUCAUAAAGAACUUACUGGAUUUUCAGCAAAACUUUUUUCAGAAUUUCAAGUUAGAAGGUCCCCUUAAACUUGCUAUGCAUUUUCUCUCUUGGCCAGUAGAUACCUUGAAAGAAUCAUCACAGAUCGGUUACAUCUAUGGGCCUGAAAAUGGAGUAUUUUUCACAAAUGAUGACUAUACAAGGAUCGCCAUUGUUUCCGUCGUUGAGCAUCUUGAAGACAUUGGCCUUUACGAGACUGCGAUAAGUUCGGAAUAUUCAAAACUACUUGAAAAUAAUGACUUUAGGUACAAUGCAGUGCUACGCCAAAAUUCAAGGCUAUCACUAUAUUUUAGCCCUGGAUUCGGAUUUCGACUGCAAUAAUAAUGAAGAUGUGAGUGCCUUUCUCAGAACAAGCUCCCUUUUUUGCCAGGAAAAAAUUCCUAUACUCUUCAUUUUGAUGAUCUUAAAAUUGAAUUCAGGGCUAUUUCCGUCGUCAUUGCGUUGUUUCGAAGAUCCUGCCUCAUUUUGACUAUGUUCUUUUUGUUGACGCGGAUAUCGGCGUGGUGAAUCCACAAAAGUAACUUCGAAUUGUGUUUCAAAUCUUCAUUUUUUGUUGCAGAAGAAUCGAAGAUUACAUGGACCACAGUUAUGAUAUUAUUUUCUAUGAUCGAUUUUAUAAUUGGGAGGUCAUGGCCGGGUCUUAUUUGGCUAGGAACACCAAGUAUGCGGCACAAUUUCUGGCAGGUUAGUUAUCUUCCAGGUAUUUCAAAUGGUGUGAAAACGUUUCAUGCACAUUUCGUGUUUGAAAAAGGAAUGUAAUUUUUCAUCAAUUUUUAUUAGGAAUUCUUAGGAAGCUUCUAAUUUUUGUGUCAAACAAUACGCUUACUUUUUAUGAAAAUCAACUCAAAGAGGUCAUGAAAAAAGAAAUGAUUUUCCGGGCGUAAAGCUUCUUGCAGCAAGUUUGCUCUAUGGAGAAAAUGAUUUCUCAUUUUUUCUGCCUAAUUUAAAUUUGCUUUCUUGUCGAAUUUUUAUUAGACUUCAAUUCUCACUGUCAUGCAAGCUUUUCAUAGGGGCGCGUCGUAGCGCAACAGGUUGUGUGCCUGUCUACGGUCCACAGGGUCACAAGUUCGAUCCUUGCCUCGACCCAACCAAGGGGCUUAAGAAAUGUUGGUAGUGGUAAACCACGGCUUCAAAAAUCCCCAGCCGUCAGAGACCAGGACGGAUAUGUCACUGGAGCCAGUCCACUGAUAUCAGGAUAGGAUCUCGGCUAAUCGACUUGGGGCGCCGAUGCCGCUCAAGUGGUACAAAGGCGUAGGAAGAAGAAGAAGAUGCAAGCUUUUCAUAGAGAUGAAGCUUUAAAAUGUUUUUCAUGAAGUUUUUUUAGGAAGGUUUGGAUUUAUUUAAAGUUCGAACUGUUAUCAGUUUCUGUUAGCGUCAGUAUGUGAUAAUGUCGCACUGAAGUUACUUUUCUAGAAAAAAGGAACAUUUAUAAAUGGUAUUUCACCGUAUGUUUUCUUUAAGGAAGGUCUCGAGGCGAAGAGUCGUCCCUUAUUAUUUUUAGCCAAUCAUCACUUCAAACACCUCACUAGGGAACGUUUUUUACCCCUCGGUUGAACUUGAAACUUUGCUGAAGUGUGCCUUAGGACCCCCUGAUCGCAGAUCAAGAAUAAAAUUUCUCGCAAUAAGUCUUGUUUUCGAGCUUCAAAGACCGGAAAAUACGCAAAUCAGGCCAAAAAGCGCUAUUUUGAGCUUUUGAAGUGUUCUAACUCGAAAACGAGCUCUAUUGCAAGAGUUUUUUUCUUGUCUGCAAUCAGGAGGUCCUACAGUACGCUUGAGCAAAGUUUCAUCACAAUUUCAACCGGGGGUUAAAAACGUUCCCUAAUCAGAUAGACUUUUUUCAACAGAAUGCAUCGUGUUUCAUUGAACUCUCUCUACGAUUCCUCAAGUGUAGAAUUUCUCAAUCGGUUUUUUUUUCUCCAGGCUGGGCCGACCAAGAACACAAAAUCCCGAACAGAUUUCACGGCACCGAUAACGGAGCGAUUCACGUUUGGAAUAUUUUUUUCGACCAAAAAUCACGACUUUUCAUUUAAUUUUCAGCAAUAUUUGGUUGAGAUCCUGUUCCCCAAUCACAAGAGGGCAAUCAAGACUUGCUUGAAAGUUUACGAAAAGUCGCGCAAUUACGAAGAUCUGUUCACCUUUGAAGCCUGUAUUAGAUCUAUCUUCGGAUCUCAGAGAAAGUUCGAUAGGAUCGCCAUUCUCGAAAAGGUUCAUAGUUCUUUAAAAAUCAUGGCGAAGUGAAGUUUGAGAUUCUAACGGGAUCCUCAGAAGAUGUUUAUCGCAUUUUCGUCUGUGUAGAUCUCAAAAAACCACGAGAAAAUUCCAAGCCACGUCUUUCCUAAGAAGGAAGGUCAUGUUACCUAGAGGCUGGGAAUACUUGAAAAGAAUACUCCAUGAUGUACCAGAUAGACAUCGGGAAAGUUUCAAUCUAAACAGGCUCUUGGUUCCCGUGAAAAGACGCAUCAAAGUCCAAGAAGACAGGAAAAUCCUUUAAAAUGGGCCGUUUAGCCCUAAUUUCUUGAAGGAUAGGAGUUUGUGGAAGUUGAGAUUUCUCAUCCUCGAAGUAGAAAACCUUCCUUCUAUGGCCUUUUUCAUAUUUUUUGCAAAAAUAAAAAUAAAUUGCUUCUGGAAGACAGUUCAAAUCUUGAAACCGAGUCCGAUUUUGAAGGGAACCGGCUGGGCUCGAGACACCUGGCUGACCAACAGUAUGUGGAGCAAAGAACACGAUUUUAUGCUGCACAACUGGAAGGAAGCUGAGAUGUACCCCAAACCAAGGGGUCUCAUCGAGUGCGUGAUUCGUUUAUAA